AUGGCUGUCUCUGUCAACGGCAAAUCUGCCCUCAUAACUGGUGCAGGCUCUGGGAUCAACCUCAGCUUUGCCAAGUUACUACUGGAACAGGGAUGCAACGUCCUCAUCGCAGACCUAGCCCUACGCCCAGAGGCUCAGGUGCUGAUUGACAAGCAUUCAAGCGGCCCAUCAGCGCGAGCGGUAUUCCAGAAGACCGAUGUAAGAGACUGGAUGCAGCUAGAGCGGAUGUUUGAAGUUGCGGAGAAAGAAUUCGGGGAGCUGGACAUCGUGUGCCCCGGCGCCGGUGUCUACGAGCCGCACUGGAGCAACUUCUGGCGCCCACCCGGCUCUUCAGCAAGCAAAGACUCGCCCGCCGGCGGCCGGUACGCACUGAUAGACAUCAACCUCACUCACCCCAUCCGCACGACGCAGCUAGCAAUUGCGCACUUCCUCCGCCACCGGGACAGUGGCCGAUCCAAACACAUUGUCCACAUCUCUAGCAUUGCCGGACAGAAUCCAGCAUUCGCUGCCCCGAUCUACGUCGCCACCAAGCACGCGAUCAACGGCCUGGUGCGGUCCUUGUCCAAGCUCGACAAGCAGUUUGGAAUCCGCGUUACAGCGGUGGCACCUGGAGUCAUCAAGACACCGCUGUGGACCGAUCACCCGGAGAAACUGGUGAUGGUUGACGACAAAGCGGACGAGUGGGUGACUCCUGAGGAGGUGGCGGAGGUGAUGUUGGCGCUGGUGCAGCAGGACCAGGUUGGUGAGAUUAUUGGAGACCGGAGUGGUCGCGGGCCACAGUUUGCUGUAGAGGGAGGCGCGAUUCUCGAGGUGUCCAAGACGGUGCGGGAGGUAAAGCCGUUCAUGGACGAGGGACCAGGCGAUCGGCCGGGCAACACGGCGUCGGACCACCAGGCCGUGGUGGAGGAGAGUAUUCAGCUGUUGUCGCAGAAGGGAUGGGGGCAGUCGAAGCUGUAG
Molecule: messenger RNA, 957 nt
Organism: Penicillium lagena
Lineage: Eukaryota; Fungi; Ascomycota; Eurotiomycetes; Eurotiales; Aspergillaceae
Exons: 3
Coding region: 1-957 (318 amino acids)
Cellular component (GO): cytoplasm
Molecular function (GO): oxidoreductase activity, acting on the CH-OH group of donors, NAD or NADP as acceptor
Source: RefSeq, a predicted model, not a curated record